CUCUUCUUUUUUUUAUAUAGUUGCCUGGAAAUCUCCUUUCAGUGUCUGUUCUCCAACUCCAGCUGUCUGUGUUGCAAGGAGUUUCAACUUUCUACUUUCCCCUUGCCCCUGAACAAAUAGACUUUAAGCACUAAAUCUCCCAGGCCUUAUCUGGUGUAGGUUCUCAUUUCUCUUCACCUGUAGGACAAUGGAAUCGUCUCCUACCUUCAAAGCUUUUGAUCCUGAAAAGCUGUGGCCGAACUAGCUUUUAAGGCUGGAGUAAACUUCUAUGGCCUGAAGCCAGUGUCUCCAUAGCAUUGGAGAAAGGGGAUGGCAUUUCCUGUGGAUAUUCUGAAUAACUGUAGUCAUGAAGAAUUAGAAAGUUCUGCAGAAGAUUACUUGUUAGAUCUCAGGUGUGGGGACCCAGAGAAUCCUGAACAGUUUCCUCUUCUCAGUAAUCUGAUUCCAAUCAGCCUGUCAACUGUUGGCUUUAUUCCUCUUUAUGGUGGUGAUCAGACCCACAAAAUUCUUGCUCUUUUUGCACCAGAGGACUCACUCACAGCUGUGGCUCUCUACCUUGCUGAUCAGUGGUGGGCUAUUGAUGAUAUUGUGAAAACAUCAAUCCCUUCUAGAGAAGGGCUUCAGAAGGUGAGCACCCUUGGGGAGAGAGUGGUGCUGUAUGUUUUAAAUCGAAUAAUUUAUAGAAAACAGGAAAUGGAAAGAAAUGAGGUCCCAUUCCUAUGCCAUAGCAGUACAGAUUAUGCUAAAAUUUUGUGGAAGAAAGGUGAAGCUAUUGGAUUUUAUUCAGUUAAACCUACAGGAAGCAUGUGUACCUCCUAUCUUACUCAAAGUUACCAGCUUCCAGUGCUUGACACAAUGUUUGUAAGAAAGAAAUACCGUGGAAAAGAUUUGGGGCUACUGAUGCUAGAAGACUUUGUUGAUUCUUUUACAGAAGAAAAACUUGGUUUACGUUUUCCCCUAUCUUCUUUUAUGCAUACAGCUUGUAGACAAUAUUUUGAGAAGUACCCAGGAGAUCAUGAUCUUCUUUGGGAAAUUGAAGGAACUGGACAGUGGCAUCAGAGAAUCCCCAUCACCAGUGCAUUACAGAGAGAAACAUUCAGAUGUGCAGAGGUUUCUCCAAAUGAAGUGAGAAAACUUACAUAUGAAGACUGUGACUCUACACCUAUUCGCGAAUGUGAAGUAGGAUGUGGAGACAACCUGCCUAGGGAAAUGCAGGUUGAUCCUAUAAGAGGAAAAGGUAUCUCAGACACCAAUGCAAGUACAUCUGAAGGACUUGAUAAAACACCUAUUAACACUCAAACAAGAAGCAGUCAUUUGAAGCGGCCAAAGAUUGGAAAGAGAUUUCAUGAUUCAGAACUUAACCUUCUUCAAGAUGUGGAUGAAAACACUCCUCAGGCUUCAUCUAUGGCUCCAAUAAGCAGACUGGAAUCUACUGCAUAUACAUCUGAGAGCUCAGAAGAGUUAAUUGAAGAUGAACCUGAUGAGAGUGCAGUUGAUUUUGAACGGGAAAAAAUAGGAAAAGAACAACACAUCCUAGAAACACAAGGGUUGAGUAAAUCAGUCCUAGAGAAGAAAGAUGACGAAGAGGAAUCUGAAUUAGAACCCCUGAAUGGUGAGGUAAUGGAAGACACCAUAAAGGCCUCACUAAAACCUGAAGAGGACACUGAUCAUGAUGCUUUGGAUGGAAAGUCAAAAUGGCCAUCUGGUCAUUCCAGUGAAGAAAUUGGAACUCUCCUUGUUCCACCCAUGGUUGAAUCUACAAUGACUCCUGAGGAUACUGCACCAGAUAAGGUCACAGAUAUGAUUGAUUUCAAAAUGGCGAAGGACAAAACCCCACAUGAUGAAAAAGAGAGCUCCGAGGAAAAAUCUCUCCCAACUCCACGAAAGAAACCCCUUUUGGAAGGUUCUGAUAGUGUUGCCACAACCCCAAAGGAAGAAACAUCAGAUAAUGGUCUUUCAAACUCUGUGGUAGGUGAAGCAUCAGAAGAAUCUGUUUCUGAAAAUGUGUCGCCCAAAACCACUUCCUCAUUGGAAGAUCAGGGGGAAGAAAUGGUCCCUGAUUCCCAGGAAAACCCAACGACAACAACCCCUUCUCAGAGUUCUCCAGGGAUGGUUGAACUUGAAGAUGUUCAAAAUACAGGACAAAAGAAUCAGUCAGAAGACCAGUCUGAAGCAUCUUCAGAGCCUCAGGAUCAUUUCACCCAGUCAACUGAGAAGGCUGCGGACAGCAGUUCUGAGGAGGUAGAAAUUGAAGUACCAGUAAUAGACAGGAGGAAUUUAAGAAGAAAGGCCAAAGGGUACAAAGGACCCACUAAGAAAAAAGCCAAGUUAGCUUGAGUGGAGGAAGAAAUAUCAGUCAUAAAAAUCCUCUUUGUAAAAUAUUGGUGUAGUUUUCUUAUAAUAUGGCAGUUAACAAAAACCACAUGGGAUAGAAGAUAAACCUUUGUUGUUCCAAAAUUUCAAGAUGGAAUUAUUUAUGAUGCAUUCCCUCUUAUAGGAAUCAAGAUUAACCAUUCUUCUUAAUUUUUUCUAGACAUUUUCUGCACUAUAAUUUUUUUUAAACCCACCACAUUCCUAUUUUGGAUCACCAAAUCAAUGUAAUUUCAUCUUUAAAAAAAAAAAAAAAAGAUGAUUUCAUCUUUAGCAGGUGGAGAUAAAUGGCCAUUACUUUUUUAAAAACUUAUCAUAAAUACAAAGGCUGCUGUGAAAGUAGCAGAAUUUCCACUGCUUAUCACAGAAAUCAUCUUUUGUACUUUUUAUACUAAGACGUUUUCAUACAAAAUAAAAAUGUUUCACAGUCUUACUCUUCAAAAGCAAAAUUCAUUUCAAGCAGUUUUUAAAAGAUAGGAAUGCAUAAAAUGGCAACAACUAAUUAAAAUAUCACUAAAAUAGAAUUUAAAAGGUCUUUAAGUGGCUGAUAGCAUGACCAUACAACUAUAUUAAGUCAAAGGUAUAUAAAUCAUAUUACUUUGGCUUAUAAUUCUAAUCAUGGAAACUUAUUGCAUCCAUUUGGUUAUGUGUUGGUGUAUAGUCACACACACACACACACACACACACACACACACACACACACACAAUUCCUGAGUCAAUCUUCUAUGUUAUGAUCUGAUACUCCCAGUAAUGGGAGCAUUAGUCCUUUGUGUUGGGUAAACAAAUUAUACUUAAAUACAAAUUAUAUUAAAUUUGUUAUUUUGCUAUAAAUUAUUUUAUUGUGGUCCCUAACACUUGAAUUGAUGAAAUGCUAUAAGAGCCUUAAAGGAGUUUGUUUCCACCCUAAUCAUGUACUAUGCUAAAAUUAUUAAUUGUAUACUUCAUUUCAAGACUUUAACUUUGGUUUCACUAGAGUUAUCUUACUUUUGGUUGUGUCAGAUGGAGACAAUGUCCCAUGUGUUGAGAUUAAAUACUAUCUUUGAGUCUAGUUGUCAGCCUAGUUUGUAGCAAGAAAAAUUAAAUCACACAAAUUCAGGAGAAUGAAAUCCUUUUGCUGUUAUGAGGUCCCUUGCUCUGGCUGUGGAACGCUAGUUAAAUUUUUUUUUUCCCAUGGUUCUCAAAUCACCUCUCUAAUCCUUUGGUAUGAAUUUCCUUCUUCUGGCCUAUAGCCAGAAAGGGUUUUGUUUUUGUCCCUCUAUGAUUUUUGCUCAUCUGCCCCAUGUCUUAUAGUUAUAGAAUGGGGCUGACUUUAGUAUGAGUGGAGCUGCUGUAUCUAUUGUUGAUGCCAGAAUUAUGCACUAUGCUGGAAGCUUCAGACUUCACUCUUGCCCUGCUUUAUGUUCCAUUAUCCUGGUUAAAAACUUGUUAGGCAGAUGAUGUUGUGACUAAUAUAGUCACUAGUCACCUCUUAUUGCCCAAUUCAUUCUAGGGAGUGCAGAAUGUUUCCUACCCCUGAAUUGGAACUUAGUUAUUAUAGCCUUUUCUAUUAGAAAUGAAAAUAAUCUUAAAUAUCAAAUCUCAUAUUAAUUACUCUUUGACAAUAUCAGUGAUGUUUUGAAUUAUGCACAUGUAGUUUAGACAGUACUAGAUACAUUAGAACAACUUUUGUUGGUGAAUGUAAAAAGCCAUUUGGCCCAUCUGGGGUUUAGGUUAUGUUUUAAUUUUGUAUCAUUAGAAGAUGUAUUGAAGUUUGGUUGGAAAGCUUUCUUCAAUCUAUAUUUAGAUAAUGUUGAUUAAACUCAAUGACUUUUUACCAUUUGAGGAUUCAUAUUUUUUGGAAAGAGAAUCUAAAAAUUGCAGAGAGAGAGAUAUUCAAGGCAAGCAAACUAUUAAACUGUUUAUUACCUUUUUGGAUUUUGAACACUCUUCUGCCCUUUUCCAUGUUCACUAUUUUUUUUAACAGAGAUGAGCCAAAUUUUUGGCUUUAUCUGUUUAAUGGUUAUUAAUAAAAUAUCUUGAAUGAUUAAGACUUAAAAUGGUGUAUCAAUGCAAGAUAAAUAGCACCUAUACCACGAUUAUGUGGCAGUUAAAAAGGUAAGAAGAUAUAGUUUUUGGGUAGGCAUUUUUAUUAAUAAAAGGAUGGUCAUUUUAUUAAAUUAAAGACUAUCAUGGUGAUAGAACUGCCUCCUUUGAUUUAAAAAAGGUAUGAGGGACUCUUGUUCUCCCCAAAUCAUUGGUUAUUAAUAAUCAUUACUUAUUUCUCCAUUUGAUUCAAUUGAGUGUGUCAGCCUCCUCAAUGAAUCACUAAUUGUUACAACAGACACUUCAUCAAGAGUUUCUAAAUAUGCGACUUAAGAGGAAAGACAAUGCAAGAUGGACAGGUACUUUGCCAAAAUGAAAGCAGGCACUUCUCUUUCUUACGUAGACUUUAGAGAUAAAAGCAUAACGGGAAAGAGUACAAUAAUAAAGCCAAAGUCCCUAUGGCUCUUUGGAAAUAUUUCUGGUUUGGGUAUGAUCUCGGAGCAGUAGAGAUGUUCUUCUGUGUCUACAAAAUUGAUUUUAGUAUGAUUUUAAAUUUACUUUGCCAUUUACCAGUUCAAAUAAUAAAAAUUAGCUCAAAUCUUAAUGUCUAUUAUUAGCAAAUCAAAUUUGGAAACUUUUAGACUAGGGAAUUUACAAUUUUAGGGUGACCAAUUGCUAUCUUGACAUAUAUAGGAAACUCGGAUACAAACAGAAAAUUGGAAUCUAAUUUUUAUACUUUUAUUCAUUCCCUCAUUAGAAGGAUAAAAUUCCAGUAAGGAAUUAAUAAUACUUGGUCUUUAAUUCAAGAGUAAAUCAUUUAAGUUUCCAGAUUAACAAAUGACCUCAGGAUAGUACAUAUAUAAAUACAUUGAGUGAUUAAUUUCAAAACAGUACAUAUUAAAUAAGUAUAAAUUACUCUCCUCAAUGGAAAUUGAUUGCACCAAAAUUGUUUCCUUCAAACAAAACUGAAGAUAGUUCUCAUCUAGCUUUAAUAAUUAAUAGAAUAGGCUUGAAAAAUUAUUGAAUAGAAUAAACUGCUGAAUCAAUGCCCAAUCAUUCUUACCUAUUUUGAAGCAUUUAAGGAGAUAUGCACAUGCAUACAUACACAUAUAUUACUAGUAACAAACAUGAUGAGGUCAAAUACUCAUCUACUUUAAUUGUUUAGCUUAUAGAAAAGACCAAAAUUCUAAGCUCAAAAAUACACUUGUAUCUUAUUAUAGUAUCUUCUCAGUAUUAGCCUAUAACAUACAGAUUUAUUAUUGUGUUCACAAAAUUUGCCAUAAAACAAUAGGAACAUAAGGGAAAAUUUUUCCCUAACUUAUUAUCAGCUCCAGGCAAAAGUUAUAUAAAUAGCCAAAUGCAUUGAUCCAGGCUUAAAAUCAGCUAGGUGAGCUAUUUUCCAUUCAAAAGGAAAUGUCAUUUUGGGGUAAAUUGAAUCAAAGUCAUCCUACUUCACCCCAUGCCAAGAGUCAUUCUAUAGCUUUUCCCAUGAGAACUCCACCUGUCUGAUUUCAUAGAUAUAAACCCCAAAGGGUUGCUGGCAUCAUAAAUUCCUUGACUCAGUAGUAUUCCUUUGUGGUCAUACCUGGAGUUAGACUCAGAAUAUCAGGUCCAGUACCAUAAGUUCCAGUAAUCAUAACAUAGAUGGGUUCAGCUCUCAAGGAUCACAUAUUUUAGAUAACAGUAUUGUUAUCUUUCAUUGGUAUCAGCAAGAGAUUUAUCAUGAAAAAUCUCAACUUAUCUUGAUAAAACUAAUACUCAUGGUAAGUGUUUUUUUCAUCCAUAAGUUCAACAAUUUACAAAUGAUUUUGUUUUGAGAUGCUUAAUAACAAAUGAUUUAAGAUAGAAUAUAUUAUAUAAUCUUAAAUGGUACACAGGGAACAGAUUAUAUGAAAAGUUGUCUAUAGUAAAAUAUCUUUAUUAACCAUGUUCAAAUGGACACACUACUCAGAUUCCCUUUAAAAAUGGGAACAUCUUUAAAGUGACUCUUAAGUAGUUUGUAUGAAUUUCUAUACUUGUUCUAAUCUCAGAUUAAAUAACAAACAUUAAUGAAAAUGAGAUUUCCUAUUAAAGUGAACAAGAUAGCUCAUAAAUUACAACUAUUCACUAACAUUACUGACUGUACUGAAAUCCUAUUCUUUAAAUAUAAACAAAAGAGGUUCCUGAUUUUAACCUUACAAGUUAAUUUGUCUGUUUCACAAACUUCUGAAAGAAUGAGGUACUUCAGGAACUGAAUAUUAUACAUAUGACAAGUUCAGGCACUAAUCUCUUCCUUAGGUCAUUGAAAUGACAACAAAUUCAUAUCAAAACAGCAAGAUCUUUCCCAUUUAAAGCUUAUUUCAGUAAUUUAGAUACCAUAGUAUUAAUCUAAUUAAUAGAUUCAGUAUUGCAAUAGCAAACUUCUAUUGUCUACCCUGAUACUAAAAAUUUGCUAUGAAAGUUGCAAGCAAGAACAUGGUUAUGAUAGCAUCAAAAUUGGUCCUCAAGACCAACAUUACCCUAUGUAACCUGGCAUAUGGGAACAAGUUACUGCAAUAAAUUUAUUUGUAAAAUAAAAUUCAGUAUGCCUUCUAAAAAUUAAAGUUGCUUUUUUUUUUUUACUUAAACAUUUCUUCCUAAAAAUAUUUGUUUCUUAAAAACAGCUUAAAAUUUAUCCUGAUGUUAGAAGGAUAGUAACUAGACUUGCAGAAAAUAAAUUAGUUGGAAACGUCUAAACUAACACCUGUUAAUCAAACUUAAAACAAAGAUAAUUAAAAUUAGAAUUUAUCAAAGUUAAGUUGGUGUAAAUUGUCUUUAUGUAACACAUAAAUCCCCAAA
This is a messenger RNA of Sarcophilus harrisii (Tasmanian devil), 7209 nucleotides long. RefSeq names its product family with sequence similarity 169 member A (gene FAM169A). NCBI's taxonomy places the organism in Eukaryota, Metazoa, Chordata, Mammalia, Dasyuromorphia, Dasyuridae. Bases 310 to 2337 code for a protein of 675 amino acids. The record is from RefSeq and is a predicted model, not a curated record. The transcript is spliced from 14 exons.